Messenger RNA from Hyposmocoma kahamanoa, 815 nucleotides. RefSeq names its product 36.4 kDa proline-rich protein-like. The record is from RefSeq and is a predicted model, not a curated record. Lineage: Eukaryota; Metazoa; Arthropoda; Insecta; Lepidoptera; Cosmopterigidae. The coding region runs from base 11 to 742 and encodes 243 amino acids. The transcript has a single exon.
AAACAUCAAGAUGAAAUUCUUCGCCGCCUUCGCACUGAUCGUAGCCGUGGCUUCGGCCGGCGUCAUCAAGCCAACAAGCAGCGAGGAGGCUCAAAUCCAGGCUAUUAUCGACGCCAUCCAGAGCCCCAGCACCGACCCCGCCACCGCUAUCCUGCUCCAGCAGCAACUCGCUCAGCUCCUCGGCAUCGCUCCUCCCAGCCCCAUCAUCGUUGACAUCGCUGAUCCUGUAGUCGUUGUCGAUGAUGCUGCCGUCGCCCCCAUUGUCGUCGUCGAUGAUAUCGUCUCCCCCGUCGAGGUGGUCGAAGAAGCUGUUGUGGCCCCUAUCGUUGUCGUCGACGAAGCUGCACCUGCACCUGUUGCUCCUGUUGUCAACCCGACCCCCGCUAGUUCUCCUCUCGUGCAGGUUAUCCUAAAUAUUAACGCCCCUGCCGGUGCCGUCGAUGUCGGUUCCGCUAUCAAUGAUAUCACUGCUGAUCCCGUGAAUGUCGUAGACGAGACUAUCUAUGAGGAGAUCAAUCCGGCGCCCGUUAUUGUGCCCCCUGUUGUGCUCCCUGCCCCCGACGUGGAGCCUAUCAUCGUCGUUGAGCCCAUCUUUCCUGCACCUGUACCCCCAGUCGAGCCCAUCAUCAUUGGUGAACCAACCCUUCCCGUAGUGGUCCCCCCUGUUAUCAACCCUGUCAUCAUCGGUGAACCAACCCUGCCCGUAGCGCCUGCAGUGACCCUACCCGAAACCCUCAAUUAAAAUAAGGUUUCUCACUUAUUGUAUCUAUAAAAUGUAAUUAUCACAUGUGGUGCAAUAAACUGUUUUACCUACA